AUGGCAGAGCCACGAUUCAACUUCGAAGACUACAUUGUAAACAAGCUUGGGCUGCGUGAAGAAUGCGAAAUAUAUUGCAUGCCGUACCAGACAAACUCUUGCAAAGACAGGAAUUGCCCGAGGCAGCACGUGAAGCUUAGCAGUGCUGUUGUAUGCAAGCACUGGCUACGUGGACUUUGCAAAAAGGGAAUAAAAUGUGAAUUCAUGCACGAGUACGAUCUUUCCAAGAUGCCCGAGUGCUAUUUCUUCAGCAGCUAUGGCGAAUGCAUGAAUCCAGAAUGCAACUACAUCCACAUAGAUCCAAACAGCCAAUCUAAAGAAUGCGCUUGGUAUAACCGUGGCUUCUGCAGGAAUGGCGCAUCAUGUAAAAAUAAACACAUACGGAAAAAACUGUGCUACAAUUACUUUCUCGGAUUCUGUCCAAAAGGUCCAGAUUGCGAUUACGGGCAUCCAAAGUCAAACACGAAUCCCAUGAAAGAAAUAUCGCACAGCGACAUCAUCCAGAAACCAUCAAACCUUGCUGCCUCAUAA
Ordospora pajunii is the source of this 531-nucleotide messenger RNA. RefSeq lists its product as uncharacterized. The record is from RefSeq and is a predicted model, not a curated record. Lineage: Eukaryota; Fungi; Microsporidia; Ordosporidae. Gene Ontology annotation, molecular function: metal ion binding; RNA binding. Bases 1 to 531 code for a protein of 176 amino acids. The transcript has a single exon.